Messenger RNA from Stegostoma tigrinum, 3799 nucleotides. RefSeq names its product fascin actin-bundling protein 1a (gene fscn1a). Lineage: Eukaryota; Metazoa; Chordata; Chondrichthyes; Orectolobiformes; Stegostomatidae. Gene Ontology annotation, molecular function: actin filament binding; protein-macromolecule adaptor activity. Gene Ontology annotation, cellular component: filopodium; actin cytoskeleton; cytoplasm. The record is from RefSeq and is a predicted model, not a curated record. Gene Ontology annotation, biological process: actin filament bundle assembly; cell migration; establishment or maintenance of cell polarity. Bases 195 to 1664 code for a protein of 489 amino acids. The transcript is spliced from 5 exons.
CGCGGUCGUCGGUGCUCCAGCUUUACUGCAGGAGGCUGAGCUAGUCGAUACCGGGGGAGUAUUCAUUUUAAACAAAGAUAUCGUACACAAACCGUUCGACAAAACUAUACGAGCCAAAAAAAGUAAACCCUGCAUCAACGAUUUAAAACAAAAGCUCAGGUUCAAGGAGUGUUAACAAAGCCAAGCCUGCAACCAUGCCAGCUAACGACCCCAGCGAUAGUCUGCAGAUCCAGUUUGGGCUCAUCAACUGCGGCAAGAAAUACCUAACGGCUGAAGCCUUUGGCUUCAAGAUUAAUGCCUCGGCCACCACCAUGAAGAAGAAGCAGAUCUGGACUCUAGAGCAGAAUGGUGACGACUCCAACGUGGUCUUCUUCAAGAGCCACCUAGGGCGGUACCUGGCCGCGGACAAGGACGGCAACGUGUGGUGUGAGAGCGAGCAGCCGGCCGCCGACUGCAGGUUCCUCAUCGUCGCCCACGACGACGGCCGCUGGUCGCUGCAGUCCGAGCUCCACAAGCGCUAUUUCGGCGGUACCGAGGACCGCCUGACAUGCUUCGCCCAGACCAUCUCGGUGGCCGAGAAGUGGAGUGUCCACAUCGCUAUGCACCCCCAGGCCAAUCUCUUCAGCGUGACCAGAAAGCGGUACGCUCACCUGAGCGACAAGGACGAGCUGGCCAUUGACCGGGACACUCCCUGGGGGGUGGACUCCCUCAUCACCCUGGUCUUCCAGGAUCAGAAAUACAGCAUCCAGACCAGUGACAACCGCUUCCUCCGUAACGACGGCCAGUUGGUGGAGAAACACGAGAGAGGCACCGGCUACACCCUGGAGUUCAGGUCUGGCAAGGUGGCCUUCAGAGACUGUGAGGGCAAAUACCUGGCCCCCUCCGGCCCUACUGGCACCAUGAAAGCUGGUAAAAGCACCAAGGCGGGCAAGGAUGAGCUCUUUGUUCUGGAGCAAAGCUUCCCACAGGUGGUACUCCAGGCUGCCAACAGCAGGAACGUUUCUAUCCGGCAAGGUAUGGACCUCUCUGCAAACCAAGAUGAAGAAAGUGACCAAGAAACUUUUCAGUUAGAAAUCAACAAAGAAACCAAGAAGUGUGCUUUUCGAACCUGCACUGGGAAAUACUGGACUUUGACUGCCAAUGGAGGGGUACAGUCUACUGCUUCCACAAAAAAUGGCAAUUGCUACUUUGAAAUUGAAUGGCGUGGGAGAAGGAUUGUUCUGAAGGCUGUCAAUGGAAAAUAUGUCACCGCUAAAAAGAAUGGGCAGCUUUGUGCCAGCAUAGAAACACCAGCGGAGACUGAAGAAUUUGUGAUGAAACUCAUCAACAGGCCUAUUAUCGCACUUCGUGGAGAGCAUGGCUUUAUUGGAUGCCGGAAAAUGACUGGAACCCUAGAUUCAAACAGAUCUUCAUACGAUGUCUUUCAGCUGGAAUUUAAUGAUGGUGCUUACAGACUCAAAGAUUCUACUGGGAAAUACUGGAUGGUUGGAAGUGACUCUUCUGUCACCAGCAGCAGUGAUCAACCGGUUGACUUCCUGUUUGAAUUCUGUGAUUACAACAAAGUUGCAAUUAAAAUAGAUGGGAAGUAUUUGAAGGGUGACCAUGCAGGUGUGUUGAAGGCAUCUGCUGAUGGCAUUGAUUCCUCAACCCUCUGGGAGUAUUAAAUGCACUUUAUACAUAAAUGUGGCUUUCCAGCAUUUUUUGUUUUGCAGUAGUCCUACCAUGGGUAUAAUGCCUGCCUGCCUUUCAUAACAUAUCAUGCCAACUUUUUUUAAAGCAGAUUUUGUAUACUCAUCAUGGCAGUAGUUAUUUGAAGAUGAUUUCCCUAGGUCUGUGCAGGCUGCAUAAUUCAAAUCUACAACAUGACAUUCCCUUUUAGUGUUUUUUUUGUUAGGGUUUUUCUGAACAUCUGUAAUGUGGUGUUGCCAAAGUUAUGGUUACAACUUGCUUUAUGGCUCUGGCCAUGGAUUGCAGCUGCUGUUCUAAUAUUAGCCAUGUUCACAAGUGCAUUGGUUGUGCCAGGCUGGGUGUUUGACAGCCUCUUGCUGCCUCCCUUUGUAUAGGGUGGGGAAGAUGCAGCUUGCUGUAGGGAGUUCUGUGAGCAAGCUGACUCAAUAUCUGAUCUCAGUAGCUACUGUGAAAGCCAUUCCUUUUUUCAACAGAAAACAAUUUAAUUGUAUAUUAGUCCACAAACUCAGUGCUCAUCCUCUUAAUGGAUUGAGCAAUUUUCUAACUGUAGCUAUAAACAUUCUUAUGGUGAUUAGAUAAAAUCCAGUUGCCAGAACUCCUUAGUUGCCCUUGUAACUGAAAUACGUUGCUUUAGGUGUUAUAUCCACUAGUUCUAGGAAUCUUCAGAAACCAAAAAUUGGUACAAUAGAAUGGUGUGGACACAUUUAGGACUUCACAGUGGGCAACACUUUAAUAAUGUCAUUUCCCAGAAUAAAAUUAUGGAUAUGGAAUGCCCUAAGCUGGACUUGUGCUAUGCAUUUCUGUUGUUUCUCCAGUCUGUAGUUCAAGUAACUUAGUGCAGAGUUGUAGUAGGGAAAGAGGGUGCCCAUUAUGGGGGAAGGGAAUGACAGUGCCUUGUUUGAGACAGUUAUUGCCAUACAUUGUAAAUCCCAAGUUGGAAUUUACAAUAAUGCUCCCUCUUAACAUAUUCUUUGAGGGUUAACACCAUAUUCUCCAUGUUUCAUAAACUGCUCAGAUUGGGCAAAAUGCUGAAACACUGGACACUGUCAUCCUUGCCUGUUGCUGGGACUGGUGAUGGGGAUGUGGUCUGCAUAGCACUUCCCCAGUGAUCCAGUGUCUACUUAAUAUGGUGUUUGUUAACGGGAUUAUUUCUGGAAUAUAUUAAGCCUUAACUCUCCUUUAACUGGAAAACCAGGAGCCCUGCCUCAUCCUUCCUAAACUCUAAUGUGCCAUUACACUGGUAUAAUAAAACUGGAUAUCCUGAUGUGAAUUGUUAAUGAGUUGAGCAGAUGGAUCCUCUGUCGUUGCAAAACACCCUUUCCUGGCCAAAACUAUACUUUUCUUGUUUGGCUAAUGGCUUUGAGAAAUUCAUCUGACUAACUUCAUUUUGAGUUACCCAAUCAAUGGUAGCAAUUAGGUUUUGUAUAGAAAUAAAUUGGAACUUUUAAAUGCAGUUUUUUUUGAGGAAAACAGUUUCAUGCAUUUUUGAGUGAAAGAUGGACAGGCAUUAGACUUUAGUGGUCCAUGGUAGGAUCUCUUAAUGCAGUGCUGCAUUCAUUGAGAAUGUGCUUGAUGGCAAAUGCAUAUGAUCUUGUAACUUUUUGUGGAGGGAACCAGUUGCCAAAACCCACAUCUCAUUAAUGUGGAACUGCUUGAGUAUUGUCCUGGAAGAUCUAAUUGGGGUGAGGAAACCACUGGGGUGAACUAGAGGACCGUAGCCCUCUGGUUUAUGGUAUCCUUAUCGUAAAAAAUUACUGAAUUUAAAAUGCAUAGUCUCAAAGAUUGUUUUUAAAUGUUACUUCCAUGAUUACUCUGCAGGAAGUUCAGGAAUUACUUAAUCCAGAAUUACUUCUGUGAGAAGACACCUUCGUGUUCUCUUAUUUAAAUAAAAGGUCAAGAAAAUGUAGCCCUCAUUUAUCAGGACACUGAAAACGGUGCCAGGCUUAAGGUUUCACCUUUCAAAUGUUGCAUUAUUCCACCCUGAUGUAUCUUGUAGAAGUAACAAACACUUUUCCACUUUACUUUGAUCUCUUCUCUUUUUUUGUAAGUCAUUUGUAUAACUUGAGGAAUGUCAUGUCAAAUAAAAACAAACGUUGCAUAUGCCAGAAAA